Messenger RNA from Musa acuminata subsp. malaccensis (wild Malaysian banana), 1150 nucleotides. Its product is annotated as putative DNA glycosylase At3g47830. Lineage: Eukaryota; Viridiplantae; Streptophyta; Magnoliopsida; Zingiberales; Musaceae. Gene Ontology annotation, molecular function: catalytic activity. The record is from RefSeq and is a predicted model, not a curated record. Gene Ontology annotation, biological process: base-excision repair.
GGUCGAUGAGCUUCGGCUACGCGGCCGGCGUGUCCCUCCCACAAGCGCUGCCACCCUACCUCCUCCUCCUCCUCGACCCAUAGUCGGAGCACUAUUUGCUACCCACCGCAGGCAGUUGUUGAAAGCAAAAUGCCUAAAACCCCUAAGCGGAAGCGCGCUCUCUCGCCGAUCCGAUCCCUCGAAACCCUUAAGCCUUCCUCCGAGCAGUACCCGGACCUCCCAUUCCCCACCCCGGAGCAAUGCCGGGACGUCCGCGACGCCCUCCUCACCCACCACGGCUUCCCGGAGGAGUUCGCCAAGUACCGGAGAUCCACCACUAGUCCACUGGGUGCGGAGACGGCCGUCGAUGGAGUCGCUGGGGAAACAGUUCUUGAUGGACUUGUGAGCACUCUAUUGUCGCAGAACACCACCGAAUCGAACUCGAGAAGGGCUUUUGAGUCCCUCAAAUCCGCUUUCCCCACUUGGGAACACGUUCUUGCUGCGGAGUCGAAGCUCGUAGAGGAUGCCAUCAGAUGUGGAGGCUUGGCUGCGACCAAGGCAGCGAGGAUAAAGAGCAUUCUGAGAGCAUUGAAGGACAAGAGAGGGCAGAUUUGCUUGGAAUACUUGCGCCACCUGUCUGUUGACGAGGUCAAGACUGAGCUAUCAAUGUUUAAGGGAAUAGGACCAAAAACGAUAGCAUGCGUCUUAAUGUUCCAUCUUCAGCGAGAUGAUUUCCCAGUGGACACUCAUGUCUAUCGGAUCACAAGGGACAUUGGUUGGGUACCUAUGAAAGCUGACAGGGAGCAGGCUUAUCUUCAUCUCAAUAAUAGAAUACCUAAUGACCUGAAGUUUGACCUAAAUUGUCUUCUUGUAACUCAUGGAAGACUUUGCCACAGAUGUGCCAUCAGGGGCGGUAGGCAGAAAACUUCACGUUCUUUCGCUUCUUGCCCUCUCGCUGAGUAUCAGAAGAGUAGGAGAGUAAGCUAAGCAUUUUUCAAUUUGUAUUCUCUCUGUUACAUACCAGAUGUUAGAUUGGACUCCCGACUUAUAGUUUGUCUAGGGAGCACUGGUAAGCGAGUCUCCCACCGGUUCGGGAUCUAGGGAUGGUUAAUGUACAUAGUCUUAUUCCAAGUUGUCUACUUGCAAAUGAAAUAUUCAAUUCUGUAGAAAA